Messenger RNA from Tripterygium wilfordii, 396 nucleotides. RefSeq lists its product as uncharacterized. Lineage: Eukaryota; Viridiplantae; Streptophyta; Magnoliopsida; Celastrales; Celastraceae. The coding region runs from base 1 to 396 and encodes 131 amino acids. The record is from RefSeq and is a predicted model, not a curated record. The transcript has a single exon.
AUGAGCGAAACAGGGAGUCUACUGGACGGGGUUCAACUAGCGGAGACUCUUGGAACAGCUGGAGUAAGAAGUCCCCAAGUGAGCGUAUUAUGGGGGACCGUCAAGCACAUCCGGCAAGGAUCAAGGAGGAUCUCGUUGUUGCAUAGCUCAGGUCGGAGCAACGCGCCAUCGGACGUUCAACAGGCAGUCUCACGAUCGGGCAUGAGUGUCCGGAAGUUGUCAUUGUAUACUCCCGCGGGUCGGAAGGCGGCGGGGGAAGGAGGAGGACACUGGGCGGGAUCUAUCAGCAGCGAAUUCCCCAUACAGAUAGAGGCGCCUAUCAAAAAGAUACUCCGAAGGCUUCGGGAUCGAGGUAUCAUUAGCCGAAGAAGAUCUUGGCCAAACUACAUGCCAUGA